This is a messenger RNA of Cucurbitaria berberidis CBS 394.84, 1623 nucleotides long. Its product is annotated as amidase. The transcript has a single exon. NCBI's taxonomy places the organism in Eukaryota, Fungi, Ascomycota, Dothideomycetes, Pleosporales, Cucurbitariaceae. The coding region runs from base 1 to 1623 and encodes 540 amino acids. The record is from RefSeq and is a predicted model, not a curated record.
AUGAAGAAGUCAUGGAGGGACAUUUCCAAAGAAGCCCGGGACUAUCGAGACACAACCAUUUCCCAGCUUUCUCCUUUGGCCCCUUCUGUGCCAUCAGAUCUACCUAAGAAGGUCCUAGGUGUCCCAGACCAGCUUCUCGGCCAGCAUGUCACCUCAAUCACAAGCCUGCUUCCUGAAAAACUGCUUGCUUCUAUAGCAACCGGUCAAUUAUCAGCCGUCGAGGUUUCCCGUGCGUAUCUGCAGCAAGCUGCCGUGUCUCAAGGCCUCACCAAUUGCAUCACCGAGCUUCUGCCCACUAUGGCUCUGGAACGAGCAAAGGAACUGGAUGCCUACUUGCAAGAACACAAACAUCCAAUAGGGCCACUUCAUGGCCUCCCAAUAAGUGUCAAAGAGCACAUUGGAUUCCAAGGUUUGCGGUGUACGACCGGGUAUAUCUCACAUUGGGACACGAUCGCCAAAGAGGACGCGCACAUUCUUCAGGUGCUGCGAGAUGCAGGUGCUGUCUUCCACUGCCGAACUACGGUCCCUCAAACAAUGAUGCAUUUGGAAACUGAUUCGAAUCUGUAUGGUGUAACGACAAACCCCCACAACAGAAAUCUCGCCUCUGGGGGGAGCUCAGGAGGUGAGGGCGCUAUCAUUGCGCUUCGUGGUUCCUGUCUCGGAAUUGGCUCAGACGUUGGUGGUUCCAUCCGCAGCCCCGCUGCGAACUGUGGUAUAUACGGUUUGAAGCCAACUGCCUUCCGACUACCCAGUGAUGGAUGGGGCUACAUGAUGGCGGGCGCAGAUACAGUUGAGACCGUCUUGGGUCCGCUCUCGACUUCUCUGGAGGGGUUGAAGGUUUUCAUGAAGUCGAUUAUUGACUCAGAACCCUGGCUGACAGAGCCGGCGCUGAUUCCCAUGCCUUGGAGAACCUACAAUAUACCACAAGACCGGCCUCUAAAAAUCGGCGUCUUAUGGCAUGAUGAGAUCGUGCGACCGCAUCCACCAGUUACUCGUGCGUUGCAGAUGUUCACAGACAAACUGCGAGAACAUGAAGUUGAGGUUAUUGACUUCUUACCUUACCUUCACGACGAAGCAUGGGCAAUUCUAGCCUCACUUUACUACCCCGAUGGAGGUGAGGCAGACUCGGAAGACAUCAACAAAUCCGGCGAGCCAUGGCUGCCCUUGUCGAAAUGGAUCCUUAAGGAAAACCCUUGUGUUAAGAAGCUCUCAGUUGGUGAGCUAGCAUACUGGCUGGAAGAACGCGAGGCGUACCGCAAGGAAUACUCAUUACACUGGAACAAGUAUGGAAUCGAUGCUCUGCUCUGCCCAGUCGGGCCAGGUGUGGCCCCAAAGCACGAUACUGCAAAGUAUUGGAACUACACAAGCCAGUGGAACCUACUUGAUUAUCCUGGAGUAGUCUUUCCAGUGUGUUGCGCCGACAAAGAGAGAGAUAUGUGGCAUGAUAAUGAGGAAACUCUGAGCGGGCAGGAUGACGACAAUCGGAAGCUGUGGGACCCAGAAGAGUUUCACGGCGCACCUGUUGGGCUGCAGCUCGUUGGCAGGCGCUUCGAAGACGAGAAGAUAUUGGCCAUACUAGAACAUGUUAAAGCAAAAGUCGGGUUGCCAUUCGAGUAUAAUUAA